This is a messenger RNA of Dimorphilus gyrociliatus, 5445 nucleotides long. The record is from the annotation of a GenBank genome assembly. NCBI's taxonomy places the organism in Eukaryota, Metazoa, Annelida, Polychaeta, Dinophilidae.
AGAUCAACAAAUACAAUCGGUCGUUCCAAUGCCCUGUUGAGUUGAAGAAAUAUCUUGAUAAGAAAAAGCCAGGCAAAACAAAGAGAGGCAGCAAGCUGGAAGCAAAAGUGUAUCUGAAAGAGUGGAAUUGGAGACAAACAGAGUAAGAAAGCAUAGGAGCACGAGAGAGGAAGAGAUAGAGAGACAAGGAGAGCGACAGAAUAAGAAAGAGAGAGAGAGGGAGAAAAGGAGUGACAGAGUGAGAAACAGACACAUAGGGAUUGAGAGAGAGAGAGAGAGAGAGAGAGAGAGAGAGACAAAGACAGAGGCAGAGACAGAGGCAGAGAGAACAGAAAGAGGAUAGUAUAAAAUAGUACAAGUAAAAAUAAGGAAUGAUAUGUGAAAAAGAGGAUAUAAAUAUAUCAGAAAUUAAAAAGACACAGCAUUAACAAUACUUAUAUUAAAAAAUGAAACUUGAGCGAAGCAUUAGCGAUAACGAAAGAGAAAAAGAAUUAGAUGCUCUGUCAAAGAAAGGGAGGUUUCAGCAAUUAAUAAUCGUUUACAUUUUCGUUUCGGCUGUUAUUAUAUUGGCCUAUAUAUCUGGAAUAUGUGGCCUAUCAUCCGUCUGGAUAUUCCUGCUCAUCUUUGUCGUAUUCGCAAUAUGGCAGGGAAAAGUAUUCUCAAUGACGGAGGAACAUUUAAGGAUGAAAGAAUUAACUUUACAUAGAAAAAGGGCGUUGUUAAGGCAGAAUGAAAGUGCCGAAUGGCUGAAUUUUAUAUUAAAUAGAUGGUGUAUCUUUGGUUCUCAAAGUCUAUUUGAUUAUUUAAAGAAUACAUUAGAUCCUCUACUUCAAGAUGUUAAACCAGCCUUUAUUGAAAGUAUUCAAUUGCAAUCCUUUUCAUUUGGGGAUAAGACGCCAAUUUUAAAAUGUUUAAAAGUUUACGAGAUCAAUGAUGAUAAAAAAGCUGCAACAUGGAUGAGUUUACUGACACCACCAAUUGGUUUGUAUUACGCAUCUUCAUAUUAAUUUAUUCAUGAAUGCCUUUUUCUGCCCCUAAUGUUUUGUUUACAUUGUUUCUUUAUAAGUCUUUUUCUUUCGUUUUUAUUUGUUUGUUGAUGUGUUUCAUUACUUUUCCUUCUCUCUUUUCAAGAUAUAUCCACAUAAUCUCUAUUUAAAUUUUAUUCACAUUCAUAUAUAUAUACUGUAUAUUUACUGUAUAUAGUUUCCUCAUCUGCAAAAUUAACUUGAUAGUUAAAUUUACAUUUGGAUGAAGUAUCACUUAAUGACAUUGAUAAAGAAUAUUAAAUAUUGUGUUCUCCACGAUUACAUUUAUUGUCAUCAUGUUAUCGUCAUCAUCAUUAUUUGAAUCGUCAGUAUUUUUUUUUGCUGAAACAAAUUAAUCAAUUUUUUAAUCGUGACGAAUAAGAAGAAAGGAGAGAACGAUAACGCGGUUGAAGCAAUGGCUAGAAAAAGAUUCAUAUAUAAAUUAGAUAUACAGUAUAUCAUAUUCUAAUUUAAACUUGGAGAGCAACACUAAGGGAGCUAGCUACACGUAUAUAUACCAUUAAAAAAAAGAACGCGUACGAACUAUAAACGUAUAGACACUAGUUCAAAUCGAUCUAAGGAGAUUAGUUCGUUUAGAAUAAAAUCAAUAAAACUGACUCUGUAACAUUUGAGAUGGAGUACUAACAACCUAUAUAUUUUAUACACCUCUUUUUCUCCCCUCCUCCCUUCCUCCCUCCUCCUUUUAAUGACCCUCUCAAUUUCACUUUUCUCUCUAUAUACAGUAUGUUGUAUACAGUACAUGCAGUAUAUUGCACUGUAAAAUAUAUUAUGUACUUAUUACCCGUAUAGGCUUAAAUCGAAUGCAGACUUACCAAAUUCACUUGGAGUGUGAUGUGGAUCUAAGCAGCGACGACUUCAAAAUGACGUUAAGAUGCAAAUUAUGGAAAAAAAUAUGCGCUGAUGUUGCAAUAGAAAAGUUAAAUAUCAAAGGAAAAAUGCAAUUAAGGUUAAUUCCUAAUUUGCUUAUGUUCUUUCUAUCUUACUCAACAUUUAGUAAAUAUCUAAAUGAGUUUUGUAAUUCUUUAAUUCUUUCUCUCUAUCCAUCUAAAAAUCUUAUACUUGAUUUUAUGUCUCUUUAAUUUAAUUAUCCAUCUAGUUUCAAUCUUUAAUCUUGUUAUAAUUUAAUAUUAGAGUACUCUUUUCUUUUCUUUCUUGUAGUUUAAACCUCCAAAAAGAUUGUGCCUUUCCUCAUAUAUCCUCAAUUAGUUUAUCAUUCCUCGAAAAACCUCAAGUAUGGUUCUCUCUAAGACUUUUGAGGUCUUUACAAGUAAUGGAAAUACCAAUGCUUAAAAGUUGGAUUCACAACCUAGUGAUGGACGCCUUUACCCAAGCGUUGGUAGAUCCGGGAAAGAUAGAUAUUCCAUUUGAGAAUAGUGGUCCAACCUACGAACCAUUGAGUGGAGAGGGAUCAAUGCGAAGUUUAGCUCAAGGCGUUCUGACCGUCACCUUGCAGAGUCAGCAAUCCAAAGAUAAUGCUUUAUUACAAUCGAAUGAAGCUUUUUAUAUACAAUUAAAAUUAGCUGAUCAGAAGAGACAUACGGCUAGUAACGUCGGAAAUAAGCCUUUCGAAGAUACGAUUUCGUUUUUAGUAGAAGAUGUUAAAAUGAAUAAAUUACAGAUAAAAUGCAAGACAAAGAGAUUUUUUACAACUUAUACAAUUGCUGCAUUCGAUUUACCAUUAUCUAAUUUUCCAUUCGAACUGAAAAAUAUCGUUGAAACUACUUUAGAGAAGAAAAUUAAUAAGUUAGAUGUUAAUGGAAUAAUAUACUAUCGUGUUAGAUUGGAAUUCACUGAAAUUCCUAUUGAGGACAUAGAUAAAUUAACAGAAAUGAGGGGGGAUGAUGUCGAUUCAGCUAUAUCACCUACAUCACCAUUAUCCCUUAAUGAAAAUGUUAAAAAGGUCGACUGCUGUUCGGGAGUUUUAAGAGUAUGGUUACAUUCUGGCUCAAAUCUAUUAGGUUUAGACCGCAAUGGCAUGUCGGAUCCCUACUGCGUUAUUUAUUACAAGGGAAAAAGGAUUAAGACAACUCAUUACAUAUGUCGGACAAGAAAUCCUCAAUGGAAUUCGUCUGUCGACGUAAUUGUAUCUGACUAUACAAAGACGACACUUUCCUUUCUUGUAUACGAUUGGGACGGACAUGGUAGUUCGGAAGAUGAUUUCUUGGGCUUAUCGGAUCUUACCUUGACGAGCGAUAAGCCUACUCUGUUGAAACAUUCUUUAAUACUCGGUUAUAAGCAACAAGACGGCGGUCACGUAGCGAAUGAACAAUUAGGAUCGAUUAUGGUCUCAGUUAUCUUUUAUCCAGUUCCAUCAGUGGCCAUGUCUGAAACAUCUACAGAGGAUCAAGCAAAAGUUAGCAAAAGUAGAGGAUUUAUGAAUUCAGCCCAAACAACGGAUUCAAUUGAGAAAAAUAAAUUGACCGGACUGCAAAAGUGGAGAGGAGAGGGACCUGGCAUCUUAGCUCAAGGAUACGGUCUUUUAGAGAUGCAUAUCAUUCAAGGAAGGGAUUUAAUGGCAAUGGACACCAACGGCUAUAGCGACCCUUAUUGCGAAGUGAGGGUAAAUAAUGAAAAGAUAUUUUCGACAAGUUGUAAAAAGAAGACUUUAAAUCCUUAUUGGGACGAAUCGGUUACUCUUCAACUACCGAAAAGUCACGAACUUUUAGAGAUAACUGUCUGGGAUAGGGACCCAUUCUUUCAAAAGGAUUUUCUAGGUUCCAUUCCAUUUACGUUGGUUGAUUUAAAAAAGCAAAGUGAUUUUCAAGCUGAAAGAUGGUUCAAUCUUCAUAAAACGCGCUCCGGAAGUAUUCAGCUACGUUUUAAAGUUAUAUCAGCCGAAGAGGAAGUUGAAUCGGAGGAAGUUCUUAGCCCAACCGAAUCUCAAGAUAGCGCCGUCCAUUUGAGUACUGAUUACGGAGAAGUAUAUAAAAGGAGAAGGGCUUCGUCAACAGAUCUUAAAGAUUUGACAAAGACGGUUGAGACGCAAAGAACAGAAUCGUAAGUGGGUUCGAGAUUUUAAUAGAAAUAAAGAAAAGCUCUUUUCUUUAAAUACAUCCCAUAUUUUUUUAUUAAAAACAAUCUAUUUAUACUAUAAAUAGUAUUUUUUUGCCUUUUUUAUGAUAUUUCUUUAUAAUUGAUUGAUUGAUUAAUUAAUUAAUUAACUAAUUGAUUGAUUAAUUGAUUAGCUUAUUAUAUCAUGAUCUUUAUUUAUUUACUUUUUUUUCCCAUCUCUUUCUCAUCCUUCUCCUACUUCUGUCAUCUUUAUAUAUUCAUACUUCAAGCGUUCCUCUCUUGAAAAAGAGUAGACGCCGAAUGCGCGCUUUGUAAGUCAAAACUAAUCUAUAUGGUUGUAUAUAUUUUCGUAUGGUUUUAAAGUUUAAUUUAUCAACACAGUUGGUGAUACUUGUACAGCUUUAUAUUUUGUAUUGUUAUUUUUAUUGUUGCAUACGUCGGUUAUCUCUAUAUCUAUCUAUCUAUCUAUUUAUUCAUUAUCACUUCUACGCACAAAACCAUUUUCAGUUCUUAUUUUAAAUUCCUUCUUUCCCGCCAUUUUUUCGUUCUCUCUAUCUAAAAACUAAAUACACUAAUACACACAUAUAUACUCUAUCUAUCUAUAUAUAUAUGCAUAAAUUCUUUACAGAUCUGAACCUCUGAACGCCGUUCCAUGCUCGAAUAAAAACAAACUGUUUACUAUUAAUGGCUCAGCCAUUAGACUUCGCGGCUUUAUCUUUCCUAGUUGCGACGUUACUUUGAAAAUAAAACUGCAAAAAAAGUUGGUAUUUAUACUUAUACUAUUGCGUAAAGCCCAUUACGUAAUGUACCGUUAAAUAUAAAUUAUAUUUGUUUUACAGCUCGGAUAGAUCGAAACUUUUGUGCAAAUCGUCAAAUAUACAAACUAACAACUUGAAUUUAAAAUUCAAAGCUACUCAUGUUCAAGAAACAUCUGUCUUAAUAUUUGUUAUAAAGACUACUGAUAAAAGAUCAUUAGUCUAUAAAACAAUGCAAUUAAACGAUAUCGUAACUCUGGCUGGAGAUAUUAAUUGUCAAAAAUGGAUAAAAUUAGAUUCCGACGUUGAAAUUGAAUUGAAUCUAUUGAUUGAAGAAGAUUUAACGGAGAAGAAGAAUAAUAAAUUUCAUGGUUUAUUGAGUUUGAACAGUUUUAAGAAAAAGUCAAAGAAUAAAAGUAUUAAAGAUUGUUGAUUAUCUCAAUUUCAACUUUAUAUUAAAAUUAAUUCUCUUUGUGUUGAAAAAGAAGAUUUUCUUUGUUUUUUCUUUUUUCUCUCUCUUUUUAAUCAAUGUAUUUUGAAUGGUUUUUGAAUAUAAUAAUAAUAAUGAUAAUUCAAACAAAACCGGUACUGUAUUAAUUUUAAUAUUAAGAUAAAUAUAAACAAUAUAGGUG